Cornus florida is the source of this 1305-nucleotide messenger RNA. Its product is annotated as calmodulin-like protein 3. The transcript has a single exon. Bases 131 to 859 code for a protein of 242 amino acids. The record is from RefSeq and is a predicted model, not a curated record. NCBI's taxonomy places the organism in Eukaryota, Viridiplantae, Streptophyta, Magnoliopsida, Cornales, Cornaceae. Gene Ontology annotation, molecular function: calcium ion binding.
AGCAAUAAUAACAACGCGUUUUGGGAAAAAAAACUCAUAAUUUUUAAAACUAACCCUCUAUCUAAUACGCGCAAAUACAGAUCCGCAAAAUGCUAUAAGACAAGCACAAAUUGCUCAUCAUUUGGAUCCCAUGCCCUUUCUCUCUCUCUACUCCCACUUUCUCUCUCUAAACUCCCUUAUUUUUCUCAACCAUACUAGCUACCAAGUUGCAAUGCCAACCAUUUUGUUGAGGAUUUUCCUUCUUUACAACCUCCUAAAUUCAAUCCUCCUCUACUUGGUACCCAAGAAGCUCAGGACUUAUCUCCCAACUUCUUGGUACCCUCAACAAACCAACCUCGUCGACACCAAAAACACACCCUCUCCAUCUCCAUCUCCGUUGCCGUCAUCGGCUCACAUUCGCCGUAAAAUGGAGACCGACGAGCUCCGGAGGGUUUUCCAAAUGUUCGAUCGGAACGGGGACGGCCGGAUCACCAAGAAGGAGCUGAAUGACUCGCUGGAGAACAUGGGGAUCUUCAUGCCUGAUUCGGAGCUGACGCAAAUGAUCGCGAAGAUCGACAUUAACGGAGACGGGUGCGUUGACAUCGACGAGUUCGGCGCGCUGUACCAGUCGGUGAUGGAAGAGCGCGACGAGGAAGAGGACAUGAGGGAGGCGUUCAACGUGUUCGAUCAGAACGGGGAUGGGUUCAUCACGGUUGAGGAGUUGAGGUCGGUGUUGGCUUCGCUUGGGCUCAAGCAAGGACGGACGGUGGAGGAUUGCAAGCGGAUGAUCAUGAAGGUGGAUGUGGACGGUGAUGGGAUGGUCAAUUUCGUCGAGUUUAAGCAGAUGAUGAGAGGCGGUGGUUUUGCUGCACUGGGUUGAAAAAUAUUUAUUUAUUUAUAUAUAUUGUUUUUUUGGGUGAGGUGGGUUUUAAUUCAUGGGUUGUAAAUAUUUUUUUUUAAAAAAAAAUUGGUCGCAACUCUGAUUUCAGCAUUUGCUUAAACAGUUUUACGGAUGCUUAAAUCCACGACAUUGUGAGUAUUUGUCAUUGAGAUUUCAACAUUUGUUAAAGACAAGAAAUGUGUUAAAACUUUGCUCAUUUGGCUCCAAUUCAACCACGAUUUCGUCGAAAUGAUUGCGGAGACACACGCGGGAUGCGUGGAUGAAGAAUGGAAGCCUGAGCCGCCCAUUGACUGCCUCGAGUUAGGGAGAGAAGCAAGAUGAGCCGGUGAAAAUGUUAUUGUCAAGGAAUGUCUGUAUGUAGUAGUUGAUUGGAUUAAAUGUAUUUUUCAGCAUUUUAAGAUUGAAUAUUUGUCAUUUUUUAGCCA